AUGGGGCAGUUCUCGGCCUCUGUGCACCCAGACUCCGGCCACGUCCUCCCCAUAAUCUUCAGACCACCAGCGUAUGUGUUGCUGGGCGCACCGCUGGUGGUGGCGACGCUGGUUCCACAUGCGACUGUUGCAUCCGCCUUUGUUUUCCAGCUUCCCCUCCAGACGUACAAUGCCGGAUUCACCCUGGCGAACGGGAACCGCUCCCAGCAGAAGUCCCAGCAUCCGCUCUACACUUCUGCCGCCGUUCUCUACCUCACCUGUCUGGGGGCAGCGCCCGUGCUCGCUAUGAAGAAGCUGGGGAUCCGCAGUCCGUCUGGCCACAGCGUCUUUGGUAGAAUCCUCCCACCCCCGCUGUACGCGCUGCUCGGAGGACUGAGCGUUGUAUUGAUGAGGUUUCCUGAAGUGGAUCAUGGGGUUCAGGUUGUGGAUCAAGAGGGAAACGUGGUCGGGGCUUCUCGGAACGCCGCACAAAAGGCCAUGAAAGAGACGGCGCUGUCCCGGUCGACUCUGUUCGGAGUCACAACGUUGGUUCCUUCCCUACUGAGGCGUUCUCCCCAUAUGCUGAGGAACCCACGUGUGUUCUCCUUGCUCAAACACCUGGCUGCUCUGGUCACCUUCGGGAUGAUGGUUCCUGUGUCCUUCGCCCUCUUCCCACAGAGAGGAUCGAUAAGACGAGAAGAUCUGGAGGAAGAACUGAAGGAGAAGACAACAGAAGCUACACUGUUCUAUAACCGGGGCUUGUGACCAGGGAGGACUUGGAAAUUAAAGUGGCCCUGAAAAAAAUAAAAUAAGUGGCCCCAUGUUG
Molecule: messenger RNA, 805 nt
Organism: Bufo gargarizans (Asiatic toad)
Lineage: Eukaryota; Metazoa; Chordata; Amphibia; Anura; Bufonidae
Product: sideroflexin-4-like
Exons: 11
Coding region: 1-744 (247 amino acids)
Biological process (GO): monoatomic ion transport; mitochondrial transmembrane transport
Cellular component (GO): mitochondrial inner membrane
Molecular function (GO): monoatomic ion transmembrane transporter activity
Source: RefSeq, a predicted model, not a curated record